Molecule: messenger RNA, 689 nt
Organism: Bufo bufo (common toad)
Lineage: Eukaryota; Metazoa; Chordata; Amphibia; Anura; Bufonidae
Gene: MRPL30
Product: mitochondrial ribosomal protein L30
Exons: 6
Coding region: 154-642 (162 amino acids)
Biological process (GO): translation
Cellular component (GO): large ribosomal subunit; mitochondrion
Molecular function (GO): structural constituent of ribosome
Source: RefSeq, a predicted model, not a curated record
AUGACGUCACAACUGUGCGCGAGCUUCUUUCACUAGCUCGUAUUGCAAAGCUGUGUGGUGACCUUUCGUCCUGAUGCAUUGUGGGUGCCUCUCUGUUUAGUGGCCCCUGUCAUCUACCGACCCUGCUGCAGGUCUGAAGAUCGGCAAAUAAAAAUGGCUCUGGUGUGCCGCAAUGUUUUGCAGAGGAGAACAUUGGGAUUAAAGCUUUUGACAGGACACCCUUCCAUGUCACUGGUGUGGACUGACUGGAUCCGCCAAAAGUUUACCAAGUCUCGCGUCCCUAAAGAAACAUUUCAACCAAAGCCAGAAGAUCAUGAAAAAUAUGGAGGAGAUCCACAACAACCUCAUAAAUUACACCUUGUCACUAGAGUAAGAUCCUGGGUUGGAAGACCAUACUGGGAAAAAGAAGUGAUUGACAGACUGGGACUUCAAAAGGCUCACAGACCAGUUGUGCAUAAGAACAUCCCAUCAGUCAACGAUCAGCUUAAAGUCAUCAAGCACUUAGUAAGAGUCAAGCCGUUGAAACUACCUUAUGGACUUCCAACAGAGGAGGACAUGUCGGACACUUACCUGAACAGCUUAGGCCAGCUGGUGAUUUGUAAAAAGCUGGAGCCAAUUGACAUGAAAUCAAUUGAAUCAUAAUGUGUGUCAUUUCUGUUAUUUGUAAAAUAAAGCAUUUUUGGAUAGUG